CCCCACUGCCACACUUGGACGAUGUCGAGUUGAAUGGAAUGGCGCUCUGAAAAUUGUGAUAAAAGCGACGACUCUUCUCCAGUUGCAAGAUGGCCUAUGUCAAAGUGCCUGCUCACGGAUGCCAGCAGCCGACAAAGUGUCAGAAUCUCUCGAGUAGCUGCCGCUGCCCUUAUUCCCCUAACGGGGGCGGUUUUCCCGAGUGGAGCUGCAGCCACUGCUCUCGAUCUCGACCCCACUGCAGUAAGGACGCGCCUCACUCUGAGUACGAGUACGUCGGCCCCUCGAUGAUGGGUGACUCACGCAAGAAUCACCGAUGCACCCUGUCGUCGUCGCUGCCUGUUGACGACAGCCCGUCUCGAAGCUACCUGGACGCGCGGCACCUCAAUGGCUUCUCCGAGGUGUCGCCGAGAAGCAAUCCGGGCCGCUCGGAGAACCUGGAGCACGGCGGCUCGAAGGACGCGCACGCCUUCCUGCGUAAUUCGAGCCAAGUGCUCGGCGAAAUCCAGUGUCAGCCGUGCGUCGGCGACGAGUUGGGCAAGGCGUCGCAGAUGCUCAAGGACUCGGCCGCCUCGCUCGACCAGGGCGUCAAUGGCUGGCCCGACAGACAACGCUACCGCCACGAGCUGGAGGCGGUGAGAUCGCAACUCCACUCGCUGAGGAACCACAGUGCCAUUUCGUUCAGCAAGCAACCCCAGGAGAGCAAGAGGAUGCGCCGCGAGGGCUGCAGUGCCGGCUCGCUGCCCAACGCCAACGCCGCCUCCGCAGCAGCCGUAGCUGCAGCAGAACUGCACGGAAAAAGGGCCAGGGAGCUCUCUCCUAGCUUUCUCGAAGACAUGAACAGUUCCGCAGAACACGAGUCCAGUGAUAUCGCGAUAGACGAGGAUUACGAGGACGAUGACUGCCAGACGCUGACCGACGAGUCAAGUUCAAGUGAAUCAGGCUCCAAUACUCCGUCAGUUGUCGGAGAUACCCUGGGCAGUAUUUCAUUAACCGAUUCAGUGCCGUCCAAGACCUCCAGUUGUAAUGGUCUGACGGCGUUAAGCAUCACCAGUAAAACAGCGCAAGGAAUGGAGUCGCCGCUGAGAACGAGUCUGUUCAGCAGUGUGCCGCCGUACGUGCGGUUCCAGUUGCCCGUCGAAGGAGCUCAAGGCGAAGAAGCCACCCUACCUCCCGAGGUCAGAAGACUUCUCAAGUGGAAACUCAGUCCAAUCACUCCUCUGGUCGUCAGAAGAACUCUGUUGAGAUCUAAUUUUAGACUUGUAAAGACUAGCAGCGACUGGUCGGGGACGUGGGGGAAGCACAUGAAGUCAGCCCUGUUCACAACCAUCAAGGACUACCAAAAAAUGAACCACUUCCCAGGCACGUUCCAGAUCGGCCGCAAGGACCGGCUGUGGCGCAAUUUGCAGCGACUCACAUCCAAAUUCGGGCAAAAAGAGUUCGGAUUCAUGCCAAAGACAUUCGUGCUACCUCAAGACCUGCGACUCCUCCGCCAGGCCUGGGAGAAGACCUGCGGCAACGAGAGAUGGAUCAUCAAACCGCCCGCGUCGGCGAGGGGAACGGGCAUUCGAGUCGUGCACAGGUGGUCGCAGAUCCCGAAAAAGAGGCCGCUCGUCGUGCAGAAGUACAUUGCCCAGCCUUACCUCAUCAACGGCAGUAAAUUCGACCUGAGACUCUACGUGUUUGUCACCAGCGUCGAUCCUCUCCGAAUAUACCUCUACGACGAUGGCCUAGUUCGGUUCGCUUCUGUGAAGUACUCAAACGAGAUGAGUAGCCUUGGUGACCGCUACAUGCACCUCACCAACUACAGCAUCAACAAGAACAGCGCGCAAUACAAGCAAAAUGAAGACGCUGAUGCCUGUCAAGGACACAAAUGGACUGUGAAGGCGCUUUGGGUGUACCUGUCUGAGCAAGGUGUGGACGUGACCAAGCUGUGGGCGCGGCUGGAGGAUCUGGUGGUGAAGACGAUAGUCAGCGGCGAGUCGUCGAUCGCCACCCUGAUCCGCGAGCACGUGUCGUCCCGCUACUGCUGCUACGAGCUCUUUGGCGUUGAUGUGCUGCUCGACGAGCACCUCAAUCCGUGGCUACUUGAGGUCAACAUCUCGCCGUCGCUCCACUCUUCUUCUCCUCUUGACCAGGCUGUGAAAGGACCAUUGGUGUGCAAUUUGCUCAACAUGGCAGGAUACCACAUUCCUCACAAGCUCCCAUCCUCCAUGCAGAAGGAUUUUCUGAAGACGUUAGCUCCCGAGGCGAAGACGCACCAACUGUGUUUGGACAAUCGCCUCUACUACGUCGGGCUGUCUCGUGACGAGGCUACAAAGCAACUUUAUUUUACCAAAGAGGCCUACCACCGAGAAGAUUUUCUGGGUCAAAUACUCCAAAACCUGACCGCCGAUGACGUUCGGCACCUGAUUCAAGCCGAGGACGAGCUCACCCAGGCGGGUGGAUUCAUCAGAAUUUUCCCGACGCCCUACUCGCACCGCUACCAUCAAUUUUUUGAAGGUCCUCGCUAUUACAACAUGCUCUUCGACGCCUGGGAAACGAGAUACCACUCCAACAGAUCGCCAGGAAUUUCGUUGCUGGAGGACUACUGCAAGGAAAAGUACCACCUGAACAUCCCGGCGCUGAGUGCUCGCGCCAAGUCGUCUGCCGAUCCGGACACUCCGACGGAGACAGCGGAGGGGAGCAGAGCAUCGCCAGUUCACUCCUCUGAAGAGUCAGACACCAGGCCCGAGAGAAUAUUCGCUCACAGUUUGUCGAGAGCGGCUCGUCCGAUGGCGCAACAGGCGUUGCUGAAGGCGAAGAAGCACCAUUUCCCAUGCUGGCGGCGGAGUUACUACUUCACCGCGCUGUCGUCGCGCUACCUGAAAGCGACCAGGGCCCGCCUCUUCAAGAUGACCAAGAGCAACUCGGCGUGACAUUCUCGCUGCUUGUAUAGUGAUUCUGGAUAAAAUUUCUUUUUUAAAAAAAAUAAUGUAUUCGGCCUGCGAUCAAUCAUACACACAAAAAAAAACACUCGAAUGUAAAGAAAAGGUGAUUUUAAUGUCAUUGUCCCGCAUAUUUUCAUCGUCUGAAUAAAAGUAUAGUCUUUCUUAAUAAACCGGAAA
Messenger RNA from Cloeon dipterum, 3104 nucleotides. Its product is annotated as tubulin monoglutamylase TTLL4-like. The transcript is spliced from 17 exons. Lineage: Eukaryota; Metazoa; Arthropoda; Insecta; Ephemeroptera; Baetidae. The record is from RefSeq and is a predicted model, not a curated record. Gene Ontology annotation, molecular function: tubulin binding; tubulin-glutamic acid ligase activity. Gene Ontology annotation, biological process: protein polyglutamylation; microtubule cytoskeleton organization. Gene Ontology annotation, cellular component: cilium. The coding region runs from base 90 to 2915 and encodes 941 amino acids.